Messenger RNA from Carassius carassius (crucian carp), 1913 nucleotides. RefSeq names its product synembryn-A. Gene Ontology annotation, biological process: G protein-coupled receptor signaling pathway. The transcript has 10 exons. Gene Ontology annotation, molecular function: guanyl-nucleotide exchange factor activity; G-protein alpha-subunit binding. NCBI's taxonomy places the organism in Eukaryota, Metazoa, Chordata, Actinopteri, Cypriniformes, Cyprinidae. The record is from RefSeq and is a predicted model, not a curated record. Bases 86 to 1759 code for a protein of 557 amino acids. Gene Ontology annotation, cellular component: plasma membrane; cytoplasm.
GCAUCAUCCAGGAGCUAGUGAAUCGCUCUGGGAAAGCUGGAGAAUUGAAGCUGAUUGUGUUUACAUGAUAUUUGGCUCUUCCUGAAUGCAGAAGGGUGGAACAGCGAUGAAAAUGGAUUUAAAUGUCAUCAUAAAGAAGAUGGAAACAGGCGAUCAGGAUGCCGCACUGACAGCUCUACAGACCUUUAAUAAAGAGAAAUCACAGUGUUUUUCAUUUACCUCUGGGGAGGAGGAAGACAGAGAGCGUCUUGGCGAAUUAGUGAUGGGCUUCCUGGAGAGAGACCUCCAGCCGUCCUGUCAGCUGGCCUGCUUGGAAACCAUCCGCAUCCUGUCCCGUGACAAGAAAAGCCUGGGUCCCUUUGCCACCCACCAUGCCAUGCAGAUCCUGAUCCGACAUGCUGGCCUUGGUCAGGGUGAAGGCAUCACGCCCGAGAUCCCAGACCUGGAAGUGAUCGUGGAAGCCCUGAAGUGCUUGUGCAACAUCGUGUUCAACAGCGAGGCGGCUCAGGAGGCGGGGGCGGAGCUCCAACUGAUCGUGGGAUUGGCAAAGAGGCUGAAACAGUGCCGUGAGCCACAGUGGAACCACGAUGUGCGAUUCUUCGACCUGCGCCUCACGUUCCUGAUUACCGCCCUGCGUGUGGACAUAAGAGCCCAGCUGGCACGAGAACUGCGGGGUGUUAGUCUGCUGUCGGAGGCUCUGGAUGCCACGCUCGGCCUCUGCUGGCCCGACACGUACGAGGUGGCACGCGCAGGCUUUGACGGCUGCUCAGAGCUGCCCCCGCUGGGGAGGCAGGAGACGGAGAGAGCCAUGGAGAUCCUGAAGAUCCUCUUUAACGUCACCUUUGAUUCCAACCGCCGUAAAGUGGAUGAGGAGGAAGCAGCCACUUACAGACACCUGGGUGCCAUACUGAGACACUGCAUCAUGAGCACUUCAGAGGGAGAGGAGCGCACGGAGGAGAUGCAUAGCCACACGGUGAACCUUCUGGGGAACCUGCCGCUUCCGUGUCUUGAUGUUUUGCUGAUGCCUAAAGUCCAGCAGGGCUCUAUCGAGUACAUGGGCGUCAACAUGGAUGCCGUUAAGGUGCUUGUGGAGUUUUUGGAGAAAAGACUCGACCGGGGAAACAAGCUGAAAGAAACACUGCUGCCCUCGCUAAAUCUACUAACGGAAAGCGCUCGCAUCCACAGAGAGACUAGGAAGUUUUUACGGAUGAGGGUGCUUCCACCAUUACGAGAUGUCAAAAACAGACCUGAGGUCGGGAACGCUCUACGAAACAAACUAGUGCGUCUAAUGACACACAUAGACACGGACGUGAAGCACUGUGCGGCUGAGUUCCUGUUUGUGCUGUGCAAGGAGAGUGUUUCCAGGUUUAUCAAGUACACAGGUUAUGGUAACGCAGCAGGGCUGCUGGCCGCUCGGGGACUGUUGAGAGGCGGACGAGACCCUGGACAUUACUCAGAAGAUGAGGACAGUGAUACCGAGGAGUACAGAGAGGCAAAACCUCACAUCAAUCCAGUGACCGGCCGUGUGGAGGAGGAGCAGCCUAACCCUAUGGAGGGAAUGACUGAAGAACAGAAAGAAUACGAAGCCAUGAAACUUGUCAAAAUGUUCGAUAAACUUUCCAGGGAGCAGCUGAUCCAGCCAAUGAAAAUCGGAGCUGAUGGUAAAAUGACUUCAUUGGAGCCACAAGAGCUUCAUUAUUUAGCCAGCCAACAGUUCGGAGAGUCCAAUAAUUCUGACAGCGACAGUGACACAAACUGAUUCUCCUGAAAUGAGUCUUGAGGCUUUUAACAGGAAGGAUAAGAUUGUUUAAUUUUAAUCAAAAACGGAAGUGUAUUGUGAAUCAUAUAAAAGAAUUGAAUCGUUUGACACACAAAGAUUUAAAUGCUUUGUUUUGAUUGCAAAGGAAAACACA